Tachysurus fulvidraco (yellow catfish) is the source of this 4548-nucleotide messenger RNA. RefSeq names its product ST8 alpha-N-acetyl-neuraminide alpha-2,8-sialyltransferase 1 (gene st8sia1). Gene Ontology annotation, biological process: oligosaccharide metabolic process; N-glycan processing. The transcript has 6 exons. Bases 832 to 1869 code for a protein of 345 amino acids. Gene Ontology annotation, molecular function: alpha-N-acetylneuraminate alpha-2,8-sialyltransferase activity. The record is from RefSeq and is a predicted model, not a curated record. NCBI's taxonomy places the organism in Eukaryota, Metazoa, Chordata, Actinopteri, Siluriformes, Bagridae.
GCUCCCCCAGCCUGCCUCGCCGUGUGCCUUGCUCCCCCAGCCUGCCUCACCGUGUGCCUUGCUCCCCCGCUGUUUUUUUGGAUGCAACCCGUGUUUGGCACGAGUAACCAAAGUUUUGUGAAAUCAGGUUGUGUAAAAGUAGGAUGUUUCAGCACCAAUAUUUGGAGUCCAGCGGAUCUUUCGAAGGAAACUCAGGAAGGACUAGGAAUGGGGAAAUGUGAUGACUCUGGUUUGUGGGGAGCACCUAGAGGAAAAUUGAUUUUCCUCUUAUACCUUAGUCCUGAAGACUAUGCUCUAAAUAAACGGGUGUGGCUGCAUCCUGUCCACAAAACCAAAUCUCCAUUAGCAGGACAAAAGGUUGAUUAUAGAUCUACCACCAGGGGACAGCAGAGAACCAUGUCAAAGGCGCACACUUAACCGUGUUGAGGCAUCCAGGCUUGACGAGCUGUCUUUUGUCUCACCACCACAGAUACUAGAAGAGAUUUUCUACAUCACUCAUAUCCAGCCGAUUGGAUGGAGCGAGGAAGGGAACCUCUGUAGUAAAGAUUUGUAGCACUCGACGCUGAAACACCUCUUGGUGCUGUGUUGAGGAGGAACUAAAUGCGACAUGGGGGGCAGGUGAAUCUUUUGGUUGCUGCAAGGAUACAGCGGGGGCCAGAGAGGGUGAUGGAGGGAGGGACAAGAGGGAGGGACGGAGACGCAAAGCACGAAACAAUGAAACACUGAGCGUCUGAUGCAGGCUGCGCGUAAAAGGACUGUGGAGGACGAUGCAAGGUUUUUUUUUUUUUGCAGCCGGACCCUUUUGUCUGUCGUAAUGGCGAGGAGAUGUGAAUGAAAAGGAGAGAAUCUCUGUGUCUCUUCAUGGCACACGGCAUGAUGUUGUGUUUGCGAUUCCACAGGAGUAAGUCGGUGUGGGCCGCCGUGUGUGUGCUGGUGCUGUGCUGGCUUUACAUCUUCCCUGUGUACAGGAUGCCAAGCGAUAAAGAUAUCGUGGAAGAAGUGCUGCAAAAGGGAGAGACAUGGACCAAGAACCAGACGGGCAUCGACCUGUACAGGAAGCUGCUAACUGAAUGCUGUGACCCAAAGAGAACGUUUGCAGUGACCAAGGAGAAUUCACAGAUUGGGAAAGUCCUGUGGUACGACGGCGAGUUCUACCACUACCAUACUGUCAACAAUGACACCUACCCACUGUUCGUACAGGAUAUUCCUUUUCAGCUGCCACUGAAGAAGUGUGUGGUGGUGGGCAACGGAGGAGUUCUGAAGAACAGCGGCUGUGGCAAAGAAAUCGACCAGGCCGAUUUCGUAAUGAGAUGUAACCUGCCCCCGCUGUCCAAAGAAUAUACCGAUGAUGUAGGCAGAAAGACCCAGCUGGUGACCGCUAAUCCCAGUAUUAUAGAGAAAAGCUUUCAGAGCCUGCUGUGGUCUCGCAAGGCUUUUGUGGAAAGCAUGAAAGCCUAUGGCUCCAGCUAUAUCUACAUGCCUGCCUUCUCCAUGAAGCCUGGCACAGACUUGUCCCUGCGUGCCUACCAUGCGCUGGCCGAUUCAGCGUCCAACCAGACAGUGCUGUUCGCUAAUCCGGACUUCCUAAAGAAUGUGGGUCUCUUCUGGAAGCACCACGGCGUACACGGCAGACGUCUAUCCACGGGCCUCUUCCUGGUGAGCCUUGCGCUGGGAGUGUGUGAUGAAGUGACGGCGUUCGGCUUCUGGCCUUUUGCGCUGGGCCUCGACCAGCAACCUGUAAGUCACCACUAUUACGACAACGUGCUGCCUUCGUCUAGGUUCCACGCAAUGCCGGAGGAGUUCCUGCAGCUAUGGCAUCUGCACAAGAGUGGUACUCUGAGAUUGCACCUGGGCCAGUGUGCUCAUUAAAAUACCACAUGUAGGAUGAGGUAAACAUUUCUGUUUAACAAAAAAGAAUCUGCCACCCUCACCUACUCUGCAAAUUUGCGUGAGGGGAAAAAAACGUGUGACUUCAACACCUCCUCUAUCAAAAAUCCACCAAACUGAUGCCACCCCUAAUGUCUGCUCGAUUCCUGUGGAUAGACGCUCCAUUCCCCCACCUAUCACACAAUGGUAUUCACACACCGACAGAAUGACACCCACACACUUUCUUUUUGGUUGCCAAGGGACUGUCUUAGUCUUGCCAAGAGCGCUGUGAGUGUGUAGAAUGGGAACGAAGAAGCGUGGGAUGAUAUGAAGCUGUAACUGCCUUUACAGCAGCUGUUCUCCCAUAUCUUUUUCUUCCACUCUGAAACAUGAAUGAGGGCACAGGGAGGCAUGCAUGGAUCAGGUCAUUUAAAGACAUUUUAAAUGCUCUCUGAAAAAAGAAGAAGCAAUGUGAACAGCAGGUUUUUCGCCAUACGAUGACGUAUAGCCACAACCUUAGUGGUUUGAUGAGGCCGAAAAAGGAAACAAAAAAGAAAGGAACAAACAGUUUAAUUUUUUCUGAUUUUUAUUUGCAACAUUCCGUGGAUAAAUAGUUUUUGGUGAAGAAUCCCAGGAAAGUAUUCUUCUUCUAUUAAUGUCUUUUUUUGUGAUAUUCACAAUGUCGAAGCUGAGGUCCUUAGCUCCUCAAAAUGGGAAAUGUGAACAUUUGGGUGUGAAAUGAAUGUAUAUUGUCAAUGCACUGUUGUACAGCCACAAUUUGAUAUCAGUUCAUCUUGAAAACUAAGCUAUUUGUAUAUUCAGGUGUUUGUGCAAUGCUUCUGGUCAUGUGAGUCUCCUGAUCAUGUUUGAGUCACCAUAUGGAAUGGUUACAAAAGCAGGUACACAUGCAUCGUCAUGUUUAGUUUACGGUCAGAAACCAAAAGGAAAAUGUCGGGCAUCAACUAGUUGUCAGUUUUGCAUCGUCAGCACAUUAGUAGAUGCCUAUUUUGUGAUAAUUGCAGAAGGAUUUUGCCUGUGGAGGUGAUGUGACUGUCUGUACAUCUUCUGUGACCUGAAGUUGUCAGUAUCUUCUGUGAAAAACAGUCUUUUGCUUUUAUAGUAACUGAUUUUUUUUUUUAAUGAUAAAAUCCUACUGUUGGUUUUAGCAUCAAAAUUGUCAUUAGUACUACUGGGGCAUUAGCGCUGCCUGUGACUGCUCAGGUGCUGGACACCUGGUCCUGAAGUGCAGUCUGUACAUAGAUGUAAUGAUUGCUCUGAAUGUAAAGGACGGUUUGGGCUAUAUAUCCAAUCAAGUUACCAGUUAUAUCUAAUCAAGUUAACUCUUAGUUAAAUUCUACCUGUAAAACCGGCAUUUUAUCUGGCUUUGUCAUCUCCUAAGCAACUUAAAGAAACAAUACUUCUACUUUGUAGGCUUUUAGGUGCUAGUUUUGACAUAUCACCUAAUCAAAGCGUCUGAAAACCUGUUUUCUUUUUUCCAUAUAAGUAUUUUACAAGGACUUUAAAGAAUGUGGUUAAAGUGUAAAGGCAUGAUCAUUGUUUAACAUGAAUCAUUAUCACUACAGGGUUACUAACUCGAAGAAUGAAAUCCAUACACACUCAUAGAUGCUUGGGGUUUCCUCAAGGCCAGGCAUGUAUCCAUCUUCACUGUCUCUGUUCCAUCUAUUCACAUUCCUUGAGAGGUCGAGUGCCUUUUUAAUGUGAAAGGGGGAAAAAAGGAAAAAGGAGACACCAGCAGCAGUAGAUAAGGACUAAGUAUUUCUCUUGCCUUCUAAGUAGAUAAGGACUAAGUAUUUCUCGUCCCUCAUUGGCAGUUCCUCAUACAUCAGUGUUUUACUUGAUGUUGAAUUAAAUCCAGCAGGAUCUUGAGAUAAAAACUAUUUGUGUUGAAAGGAGUCUUAUCAGAAGCUGUCUACCAAUGGACCAAGUUGAGAUUCUACCAGUUGUUCACUCAGUUGCCAUUUGAAGGCAUGUCUUGUAUAAUUAUUACUGAGAGAAUCUUUAGAAAAGACAGUGGGGUAUUUGAAUUUUUGUUUUUUGCACCUUUGUCCUGUUCAGUAUUGUGAAUGACUGAGACUGUAGCUUGUAUAGCAGCCUGCAUGACUGUAGUAUGUGUAUUUGUUUAGGAAUCUGAAAUUUGAGUUAUGGAUGUUUUUCUUAAUGAUCAUAGUUUUAUUUACAUUCCUGCCCCUUUGCUUUCUGAGCCAUGUUAAGCUGUGUACCCAAAGUGUAACAGCGCUUACCUCAGCCAUUUGUUUUUACUGGCAAUUCCAAAUGCUAAUCUUAUGAAAUAAAUAUGGAAAUACAUAUUGAUUCAUGCCAGAAUUUAAAAAAAAAAAAGACUCCUUUUACUGUUCCAGGUUAUAAUUUACCUUUUUUUUUCUCUGGCUUGAAAAGAAAAUUUAAUGUGUGUUAUUUAUGUAAUGUCGAAGAUUUUAAAUGGAGGGAAAAAAAGCUGAAACUGAAAAACGUUCUCUUAACCAGUCAGUGAGCGCUUCCUAUGUUUGAGCAUGAUAUACUGGUAAAAUAGGAAGAACAGCUUGCACUGAACAGUAUUUUUGUAACAGCUGGGUUAGGUAACCCAGGAAAAAAGCAUCCAAGUAUGUGUUAGAAAUGGUGAGAGAUUUUGAAAGAUUGUAAUAAAGUAACCCAGUUUCAACUGUC